AUGGCUUCUCCGACUAAACGCAAGUCUCCCGACGCUGCCCAUGACGCGUACAACAGCGAUGCAGCCAGGACGCCCACAGAUGCACCUCCUCACAAAAAGCUGCGAGUAACUCGGAGCCAGAAACAAGCUCUUAUUGAUAACUUGCAGCUCGAGCUCACUGAACGAGCCCGCAAACUUCGCGCGCAAUAUGCUCUCCAGGCAAAUGAUCUGCGAGCUCGAAUCGAGCGGCGCGUCAAUCGGAUUCCUAUCGCGCUUCGGAAGGCGAAAAUGGGCGACCUACUGGAGAAACAUAACACUCUGCUCCGUGCACAACAGACCACCCUUUCCCCCAGGAAGCACGCCAGCCCUGGUAAGCGCAAUGUGACAUCUGCCUCGGUCAAGGCUGGAAAACGGACCGUGUCUGCCGCAAGUCCAAGCACGCGUCGGGUCAAGAAGCAAAGUCACGAGGGAACUUAUUCAGACAAGGAGAAUGCUCCUGCAGCCGGAGAAUCUCUGGAUGUGCUCAAGAAUCCCAAGCGGCGGGCCAACCCUGGCGGCACUUCACGCAUGGUGUCCCAGGAGGUUAGAGGGGCAGAUUACAGAAUUCUGUCUCCGAAAUCCUUGAAUUCCAGAACAUACCCCCAGUCUCCUUUCCGUGCCUCUCCCGAGAAAUCUCACAACUCGAAUUAUCUCUCACGACCUAUGUCGCCUCUGAAACCAUCCAGCCCGCUCAAGUCAGCUUCAGCCAGUGGAGCAGGUGUCAUGGACAACGCCCGCUUGAGAACGACCAAAGCUCCCACCACUACCGCCAGACCACCUUCUCAGGCCCAGGUGAAUAGACCAGCAAGCCGAGCGGCCACAACAACCAAAACGAUGCGUUCGCCCUUUUCUCGACCUGCCACGCAGCUUGAUCGCAGAGGAAGCAUCUCAUCCACCGCCUCCUCCGGAACGACUGUUGUCAAACCCGGCAGAGCAGGUGCAGGAACAAGGAAGGUUACCACCACAUCUAGCGCCAGUGCUCCAGUCAAGAGGACAACCGUGGCCCGCAACCAAGUAUCUUCCGCAUCUACCAAGAAGACCACGACCUCGACAACAAGGAAGGCCACUGCACCGGUUGGGGGUGAAGCUUCAACAGCCGGGCGCCGAACCUUGCGCAAGCGAGCUUAA
Messenger RNA from Aspergillus clavatus NRRL 1, 1146 nucleotides. RefSeq lists its product as uncharacterized. The transcript is spliced from 3 exons. The coding region runs from base 1 to 1146 and encodes 381 amino acids. Gene Ontology annotation, biological process: mitotic sister chromatid segregation. The record is from RefSeq and is a predicted model, not a curated record. NCBI's taxonomy places the organism in Eukaryota, Fungi, Ascomycota, Eurotiomycetes, Eurotiales, Aspergillaceae. Gene Ontology annotation, cellular component: chromosome passenger complex; spindle midzone; chromosome, centromeric region.